CGUGUGUUGUUGUCAACAUGGCGUAUACUUUGACUUACGAGGGUUGUAAUUUCUUCAGACAACGGCUUGUUCUUGCUACGCUGAGUGGAAAAUCGGUCAGGAUUAGGAACAUAAGAAUACAAGAAGAUGAUCCUGGGCUUAAAGAUUUUGAAGCAAAUUUUAUAAGGCUUUUGGAUAAAGUGACCAAUGGCUCAAGAAUUGAAGUGAAUGAAACAGGCACAAGUCUUCUAUACAAACCAGGCUUGUUGUCUGGUGGGGUGGUUGAUCAUGACUGCGGUCUCCAGCGAUCUAUUGGCUUUUAUCUGGAGGCCCUAGUCUACCUGGCACCCUUCUGCAAAAAGCCAUUGAGGGUCACCAUGAGAGGAAUAACAAAUGAUAGCGAUGAUCCAUCAGUUGACAUUAUCAAGACUGUCACUAUUCCUCUGAUGAAAAGGUUCAUAAUUGAUGAUGAGGAUUUUUACCUUAAGAUCACCAAGAGAGGCAGCCCUCCUGAAGGAGGUGGUCAGAUCACCUUUUCAUGUCCUGUCAGAAAAGUAUUAAGACCUAUCCAGUUAAUAGAUCCUGGAAAAAUUAAACGGAUUAGAGGCCUUGCAUAUGCGACUAGAGUUUCACCUGCUAUGGUGAACAGAGUAGUUGAUGCUACUAGAGGAGUUUUGAAUCAAUUUAUCUCAGAUAUUUACAUAUACACAGAUCACUGCCAAGGGAUUCAGGCUGGCAAGUCUUCAGGGUUUGGUCUUUCUCUUGUCGCAGAGACAACAAAUGGGACCUUGCUUGGCGUGCAAAGGGCAUCAACACCAUCGGGCAAGGGCUCUCCUACAGUGGCUGAAGACUUAGGCAAAGAAACUGCUAAAAAACUUUUACAAGAAGUAUACAAGGGUGGGUGUGUUGACAGCAGACAUCAGAGUUUAGCUCUCCUCUAUAUGGCCAUGGGGCAGCAGGAUGUGUCUAGGGUACUUACAGGCCCACUUACACCCUACACGAUUCAGUUCUUACGGCACAUGAAAGACUUUUUGGGCAUCAUGUUUAAGAUCCAAGCUCAACAGAAGCAAGACGAUGAUGACAGUAAAUCAGGCGGUGACACCAAAGUCUUACUCUCAUGUGUUGGUCUUGGGUUUACAAAUGUCAACAAAGGAAUGGUGUAAAUAAAUUUUGUAAUAUAUAAAUAAAUAAACUAGAGACAAUA
Molecule: messenger RNA, 1183 nt
Organism: Nematostella vectensis (starlet sea anemone)
Lineage: Eukaryota; Metazoa; Cnidaria; Anthozoa; Actiniaria; Edwardsiidae
Product: RNA 3'-terminal phosphate cyclase-like protein
Exons: 9
Coding region: 18-1142 (374 amino acids)
Biological process (GO): ribosome biogenesis; endonucleolytic cleavage of tricistronic rRNA transcript (SSU-rRNA, 5.8S rRNA, LSU-rRNA)
Cellular component (GO): nucleolus
Molecular function (GO): RNA endonuclease activity
Source: RefSeq, a predicted model, not a curated record